This is a messenger RNA of Chelmon rostratus (copperband butterflyfish), 6116 nucleotides long. It is a transcript of the gene adamts5, whose product is annotated as A disintegrin and metalloproteinase with thrombospondin motifs 5. Gene Ontology annotation, molecular function: zinc ion binding; metalloendopeptidase activity. The transcript has 8 exons. Lineage: Eukaryota; Metazoa; Chordata; Actinopteri; Chaetodontiformes; Chaetodontidae. The coding region runs from base 68 to 2989 and encodes 973 amino acids. Gene Ontology annotation, biological process: proteolysis; extracellular matrix organization. The record is from RefSeq and is a predicted model, not a curated record.
UUGUCUCUUCGGCCGGCCCGGGGUUGUUUUAGUGCACACAUAGAUGUUCUUCGGGCUGGAAUGAACAAUGGUGCGGCUCCUUGGCGCUCUGGCCGAUGGCAUGCUCUGGUUUCGGCUACUGUUGCUGUGCGUCGUGGAGUUGGAGCUGGGAGCCGGGCUUUCUACGCUCCAGGGUUUUUAUCUUCCACCUGCGAACGGGUCGCUUCUCACACCUGCCCGGAGGACAGACGGGGUCGUGCGCACCAUUGACCGGAUUUACCACGGAGGAGGGAAGGUGGGCUACCUGGUGUACCUGGAUGGGAGCCGGUUUCAGCUGGACAUGGAGCGGGACGAGUCGGUGCUGUCGCAUCAUUUCAGCCCCCAGUAUGUGCUCGCUAUGAUGGGAGAGAGCCCCGCGCCUUUGCAGCUGGAAUGCGUGUACCGCGGGACAGUGGACUCCAACCCGGAGUCCCUGGCGGUCUUCAACCUCUGCGGAGGGGGUCUCGAGGGCUUCUUCGCCGUGAGCCAUGCGCGCUACACCAUCACGCCUAUUAUCAGGGCGAAGGGCCACGAGCACGACGUGCGCGCCCUGCAGGACAAGGACGCGGAGAGCGCGCUCCACGUGUUCACGCGCGAGAGUUUCAGCUUCGAGGCCAUGCGCGAGGGGCGCGAGAGCUGCGGGACGCGCGACGGGCGCAGAGGACGCAGGGAUGCGGCGGGGAAACGCCGGCACAGGGGUCGCGGGAAGGGGAGACGGGACAGAGAGGGGCUCGCAGGGGAGGGCGCAGAUGACCACGGUGCGCGCGGGCGGAGAUGGUGGAGCCAGCACGCCAAAGCGGCUGCUCCGGAGCAUGGCACGCGGCGCAAGCGGUCGGUCUCCCGCGCCCGGCACGUGGAGCUGCUCCUUGUGGCCGACGACACCAUGACCAAGAAAUACGGCAAGGACCUGAACCACUACCUGCUCACGCUGGCCUCCAUCGCCUCCAAGCUGUACGGGCACGCCAGCAUCGAGAACCCCAUCCGGCUGUCGGUGGUGAAAGUGACCACGGUCACCGAGAAGGAGAAGGGGCUCGAGGUGUCCAAGAACGCUGCGGCGACACUGAAGAGCUUCUGCAAGUGGCAGAACCAGCAGAACCCGCUGGACGACGACCACCAGCACCACCACGACGCCGCCAUCCUCUUCACCAGGCAGGACCUCUGUGGCCACCACUCCUGCGACACCCUGGGCAUGGCGGAUGUCGGCACCAUCUGCUCUCCGGAGCGAAGCUGCGCCGUCAUCGAGGACGACGGCCUUCACGCCGCGUUCACCGUCGCGCAUGAGAUCGGUCACCUGCUCGGUUUGUCCCACGACGACUCCAAGUUCUGCGAGGAGCGUUUCGGAGUCAACAGCGACAAGCGGCUCAUGUCCUCCAUCCUCACCUCCAUCGACGCCUCCAAACCCUGGAGCCGCUGCACCUCGGCGACCAUCACCGACUUCUUUGAUGAUGGCAACGCCGAGUGUCUCCUCGACUCUCCUCGCCAGCCCCUUUUGGGCCCCGAGGAGCUCCCGGGACAGAGCUACGACGCCGUCCGCCAGUGUCGCCUGGCCUUCGGCCCCGAGUACACGGUCUGCCCGGGCAUGGACGUAUGUUCCCGGCUCUGGUGCGCUGUGAUUCGUCAGGGACAGAUGGUUUGCCUGACCAAGAAGCUGCCGGCCGUGGAGGGAACACCCUGCGGGAAGGGACGCAUCUGCCUGCAGGGAAAGUGUGUGGACAAGACCCGCAAGAGACACUACUCGGCAUCCAACCACGGCAGCUGGAGUUCCUGGGGUCCUUGGGGUGCGUGCUCCAGAACUUGCGGGGGCGGUUUGCAGUUCGCCCAGCGUCUGUGCAACAACCCACCGCCACGGAACAACGGGCGCUACUGCACGGGCAAGAGAGCCGUCUAUCGGUCCUGCAACGUCACGCCAUGUCCACCAUCAAAUAAGAGUUUCCGGCAGGAGCAAUGUGAGGUGCGCAAUGGUCCCCAGACAGAUCCUAAAGGGGUGAAGACCUUUGUUGAGUGGGUGCCGAAGUACGCAGGAGUCCUCCCGAAAGAUGUGUGCAAGUUGACCUGCAGAGCGAAAGGAACAGGAUACUAUGUGGUGUUCUCUCAGAGGGUGGUCGACGGGACAGAGUGUCGUCCUUACAGCAGCUCUGUGUGCGUCAAAGGGAAAUGUGUACGGACAGGCUGCGACGGCAUCAUUGGCUCCAAGCUCCAGUUCGACAAGUGUGGUAUAUGCGGAGGCGACAGCACAGGAUGCAUCCGCGUGGUGGGCAACUUCACCAAGAAGAGUAAGGGCUACACUGACGUGGUGAAGAUCCCUGCAGGCUCCACCCACAUCAAGGUUCGUCAGCACAAGGCCAAGGACCAGACCCGAUACACCGCCUACCUUGCCCUCCGACGCCCCAACAGCGAGUACCUCCUAAAUGGCAAGUUCAUGAUCUCCACCUCCGAGACAAUCAUCCCACUCAACGGCUCCGUGCUCAACUACAGUGGGUGGAGCCAAAGGGACGAGUGGCUUCACAGCAUGGGUCCUGGGGCCCUCCAGGAAGCCUUGGUGAUCCAGAUUCUAGCGACAGACGCUAAAAAGCCCCUGGAUGUUCGUUAUAGCUUCUUCAUGCCCCGUAGAACAGCCCCGCAGCAGCCGUCAGCUCCCCUCAUCCCCAACUCAAAGUCGACCCCUGUGCCGAGCACGACAACAGUCUCAACCACGACGAGAACCACCACCACCACCACCAGUAGCACCACUACAUCCUCCUUUGCUCCCCCUGUCCUGGUCCCAGGGCCACCUACAGCCCCAGGUCCCUCCACUCCAACCCCAGGGCCCCAAUGGGUGACAGGGUCCUGGAUGACCUGCUCUAGGACUUGUGACACUGGCUGGCAGAGCCGGACAGUGCAGUGUAAGGACCAGGACGGGAAACUGUCCAAGGGCUGCGUGCUUAGCUCCCGCCCCUCUGCCUUCAAACACUGUCAGGUGAAGAAAUGUUGAGCAAAAAUGAUUCGUAAGACGAGGAACAAUUCGUCAGCAGACAUUUAACUUGUACAUCUGAUAAAGGUCUCAAGUGCUGGAUGUAGGACUGUGGACCAGUGAAUUUAAGACAUAGACCCUUAAACAGGACUGUGAAUGUUGGCUGAAAGAGCCUGGACCAGAUACACAGAGACUCAGAGACAGGUUGGCAUGGAUGUACCUGACUAUAUGCCAGAGGGAUGUCCUGGGUUCGCAGUAGCAUAUGAUUAUGACAAGUGUGGCCCUGGCAUAGCUAAGGACUUAAACUGCAUGUCAUUUCCACAUGGACAGUGACUGAUUGUCUUUACUUCCGUCUCCAAACCCGCGGAGGCUUCGUGUGUGUCGCCCUGUAAUGGCAUGCGUGUUGUGUAUUUUUUAUGCUACUCCGUUUGUUCUAAUCACUGUGGGGAUCCGGAAGUCGCACCCCUUUGUCUUUUGUCAUGAGUGUGUCCAAGACAAGAGCCCCAACGAUGGGAAGCACUCGUUAUACACCUUGUUGUAAUUUCUUCUCGUAUUGUAGCCCUGUCCCACGACCACCAUACUGCGCUCCACGGUCCUGGAUUGGCCAGAACCCAAGAACUUGGACAUUUUGGUGACUGAAUGGCUCAUAAAACACUUACUCACUAGUGGUAGGCUAUGCUCAAGAAAAAGUUACUCCGACCAAGAAAGGUCUCUAAAAACAAUACAAAUCAUGCAAGGAUUUAUUGAACUAACUUUGAGCAGGCCUCGGCAGCAGUGCUUCAGUGGUGCCACUGAUUGCCAAAAGGAAUAUUUAUGUGUCCAUUAUUACCAAAUAAAACCGGUCUCCUUAUCUUCUGAGAGGAAAGCCUAACAAUAUUCUCACAGGGAAGAAUUUUACGAGCCACUGAGUGAUCACAAUGUCCAAGUUACAGGAGCAUCGGUAUGACGGUCUUGAAUCAGGGCUGCCCAUAUGCCCUGACUAUAAGCGUUAUGUGUCUUUAUUUGACUGAUCUGUCCGGCUGAAAACCAGAAAGGAGCACAAAGGGAGGGGAAGACUUGUGAUUUCGAAAUGAGGAUGCAUGGAGGGCGAUUAAGCGUCCAACAGUGAGCAGGUAAACCCAGACAUUUGGUGAACCAACAGAUACUCCUUCAGUUCUUGAGAAGCCGAGAGGAAAACCUUCUGACUGUUGACGCAAAGUAUCGAUUGUACUGAAACUGAUAAUCACGUGUCAUGACGGCGGCGUGGUGUGAUGGGAUGGAACUUCAGAGGACAAACUUUUUAAAGGUUAAAUUGACAAAGGGGCAAAGUAACCACGACACUCCUUAACAUUUAUGGAGGUGAAUGAUGACUCACAGGUUUGGGGCGAUGCUUGAUUUGUGUGUGUGUGUGUGUGUGUGUGUUUUUGUGUGCGUGUUGUGUGCUAGCACAUUCAUGUAGCCAGGCCUUUGGUUCAAGCACAUGCAGUGCGUGCCGGGAACGUGUGUUUUUGUCCUCUACUGUGUCUUGACGCUUCUCCACUCCCCAUUUGUACCAAUCAUUAAGCUGGUGCUGAGCCUCCUGAUUUUCCCAGUGGUCGUCAGCAUCUGUUUGUCUGUUUAUCUACUUCGGAAGCAACGCUAAUAUGACAAUGUGUGCCCUGGAUACUCGCAACAACAGCAAGAGAGAUACUAACGCAGCCGUUAAUGUCCUUUUGCAAUUCAGCUCUCUUUGUUUUCUUUCUUUUCACCACUCAUUCAAGAUUUUACUACUUUACACUCGUAUUGUUUUAACCUCUUUCCAGAUGCGUGUUGUUUGACACAUUACAUCAAUACAGAUUGAGCCAGAGGUUGGGUUCUUUUAAAGGGUCGGUUCACCCAAAAUACAAGAUUUCCCACUUAUCACCAGUGGACUCGAGCCAUGCACAUAGUAUUGGUUUUAUAGUUAGUAAAACUUAUAAGUUUUAGUGCCUCCACCUCAGUAGAUGAAUGGGAUUUUUUUCAGCUUUGAAAAGUUUCAUGUGAAAUUUUCAGCAGGAACCAAUGCCUCGGUUCCAUCAGACAAUCCACAGACCUCACUGUCAACAUUGUCUUUGGAGCGACUUUCUACUGAAGAAAUAUUCCCUUUGACAAGGAAGGAGGACAUUGAUUGUGGAAAAUUAUGUCGCUCUUUUGGGAAAAACACAUGCUCGUUCUUUUGAAGAGACAUAGAUCAGAAGGUCGAUACCACUCUCUCACUGGCUCUGUCCAAAGAUAAAAAAUACGCCCACCAACAUCUCUUAAGUUCUCUUAUUAACUUGCCUUAUCUUGUUUGCUUACUGCAUACAAUAAUGGAAGUUUUUGGUCUUAAUGCUAAGCUAACAGGCUUCAUAUUGAACAGACAGAUAUAAGUGGUAUCAAUCUUCUCAUCUGAGUGAAUAAAAAUGUUCAAUGGUGGAUUUUCUUUCUUUAAAUUUUCUGUAGUUUGGGUGAACUCACCCUUUAAAGUCCUCCACCCAAUCUCACAAUAUCAAGCUAUUCAAGCGAGGAGGCAAUUAGAAUGAAGACAGUGUCUGCGUUCCUCAAGACAGAAGCACAGGGGCUUCUAUUUGAGCCAAAAUUCGAAUUCAUAUUUGUGUCAAACGUGCACCUGCUGUGUCUUCCUGUGCGGUAAACCUCACCUAUCUGUGCAGGAGAAAACAAAGCACGAGAGAGGCUCAAGAUACGACAUGACCCAGGACAACAAACCACUCGCCGAACGUCCUCUCCUCUCCCCUCACACGUUCAGAUUUAUUUACGUGAUGUAGACGUUUUUGUACAACGAGUAGAUCGUUCAUAUAUGUGUUCGUAUUCAACCAUAUUUACACAGAAAUGUACACGUACAGACACACACCACUGAAACAAUUCAACAUUUAUGCAGUACUUGAGUUUUUUUUUCUCUUUUUUCAGAAAGACACACACACACACAACCUGCUCUGACUCUUCCAGUGGAGAAAGCCCUCUCGCUGAACGACAGAAACACAGCACUGAACUUGUAAUUUAUUGUUUGUACAACUGGUAUGUGUGAAAAAAAAAAGACAAGGAGAGGAGUUUUAUUUAUUAUAGUAAUUUUGUAUCAAAUUACUAUUUAACUUAGGAAUAUGACUGUGCAGAAUCAUUCCUAUGUAAGAAUAUAGUGUUUCUUUUCUAGUCA